Molecule: messenger RNA, 1211 nt
Organism: Lingula anatina
Lineage: Eukaryota; Metazoa; Brachiopoda; Lingulata; Lingulida; Lingulidae
Product: coiled-coil domain-containing protein 89
Source: RefSeq, a predicted model, not a curated record
CAUGCAAGAAGAGAUAAAAAUGAGUGAAGAAAGACACAGGUCUGAGAUGAAAAAUUUACAACAAAAGCUUCAGGACACAGAGGAGAGAUUGAAAGCUGCCAAUGCCAGGAUACAGGGGCAGUUGGAAAGUAAAAAGAGUGAAGAUCUUGAAGCCAACAAGAAGAUUCAGCAGUUACAGAAAGAGAAGGAUGAGAUGCUGGAUCUUGCCAUGCAGAGAGGGAAGCUUGUGCAGAAAGAACAGUCUGAAAACAAAAAGUUGCAGAAGAAAAUUGAAGAACUCGAGAAAGCAGUGCAGGAUAUGGAGGCAAAGUUUGAGCGCGAAGCAGCCAUGGUGAAUGCCAAUCUCCGAGUGAGAAAAAUGCAAGAGGAAAUGGAGGAUGCCGUGGAGAGAAGAGAUGAACUGGAAAAGGAGUUUGAAGCCUACAAGAAACACUCCAGCUCACUUCUGCAGAAAGAGAGAGAACUCAAUGCAAAGCUGAGACAUUUAAUGGGAUGACAAAACUAAGAAACUUCUGGUCAUUACAUGCACUAAUCAGCUCACAAGAAUUUUUUCAAGUGAUGAUGGUAUUUGUUAGAAAGAGGGAGAAAUCGGGCAAAAGCUGAGAUAUUUGAUGGAAUGAAAAAGGAAAUCUUUGUUCUUUGCUGUUGGUAGUUUUGUUAAUGACUUGAAAUGGCUGUUUGAAUUGAAUGAGAAUUCUAUAGCCAGCCGUCUAUUCCAGAAAGGCUUAUUUCCUUUUCUAGAAGGGAAAUGGUCUUUUAUGUACAGUGCCUAAUGUUAAUGAUUGUAAAUACUGAUUGUCAAUCUUAAAGUAGACAGGACAUACUAAGAAACAAACACAUUUCACAUCAACAUCUUCCAUGAAUGGUUGUUGGUGUCACCUGUCCAUACAAUUUAAUGUGAUAUUUUAUUUCUUAAGAUAUAUUUCACAUUGCAAAAAACAAUUUCCUAUUGGACCUGUGAAGUAUGCAUAAUUUGUUCAUCAAAUAUUUUUUCAAAUAUGAUUUAAUAAGUAUUAUUAUUAUUAUUUUACCGUUUUUCUAUAAAUAGAUACAGUGCUAUAUAUAGUACUCAUUUGCACUGCUGCCUUAUUAUAUUGAAAAGAAUCCGUCCAAUCUUAUCAAUUUCAUGAACAUGUAAAACAGGACUUCCUGCUAGAUAUUUUCUACAGUCACUGUAGAUGAUGUGUUGUGUACUUUGUGCCUUAAAAGUU